This is a messenger RNA of Momordica charantia (bitter melon), 2790 nucleotides long. RefSeq names its product G-type lectin S-receptor-like serine/threonine-protein kinase At1g34300. Gene Ontology annotation, molecular function: ATP binding; protein serine/threonine kinase activity. Gene Ontology annotation, biological process: recognition of pollen; protein phosphorylation. NCBI's taxonomy places the organism in Eukaryota, Viridiplantae, Streptophyta, Magnoliopsida, Cucurbitales, Cucurbitaceae. The record is from RefSeq and is a predicted model, not a curated record.
UGAGAGACGAGGCAUAAUUUCACAUAAAAAAAACUUAGAUUUUGGCACAUUAAAUAUUUGCCCCAAGGGUUACACAAAAUCUUGGCAUAAAAUAAGGGCAAAGAAAUUCCUCAACUUCGUUGACUUUGAAUUUCACUAUUCAAAAUUUCAAAUUCAGUCUUGCUUUCAUCUGAGCUCACAUUUGUUGAAUGGAAUUGGAGGAUCCACCACUUCACCAAACAAAGUCCCUUUUAGUCUCUCCAUUUUUUCCGCCACCAAAAAUCCUAAUCAUGUCUCUUCCCCUCCUCUGCCUUCUCUUCUUCUUCACAUCUCCGGCGGCCGCCCAACCGCCGCCGGCACYCAAGCCCCGCAACUUCUCCGCCUUCUCCAUCUCCCAAUCCCCAUGGCGGCCUGAACAAAACCUCAUUCUCCUCUCGCCCAACUCCCUUUUCGCCKCCGGCUUCCGCCCAUCAACCAACAACUCCAAUCUCUACGUCUUCUCCGUUUGGUUCCUCAACGUCUCCACCGACAACGUCGUUUGGUCCGCCAAUCGUCUUUCUCCGGUAAACCGCUCGGCGGCUCUGGCCAUCACGUCCUCCGGCCAGCUCCGUCUCAACGACGGCUCCGGCCRAAACCUCUGGCCUUCUAACAAUGUUUUUGGGAAUCCAAAUUCGACGAAACUGAUGCUUCGCGACGAUGGGGAUCUUAUCUACGCAACGUGGGAGAGCUUCCAAUUCCCCACCAACACCAUUUUGCCAAAUCAGACGUUUAACGAAACCACCAUCGUCUCCAACAACGGCAAAUAUGAGUUCAAGAACUCUGUUAAUUUGACGUUUGGUACAGCUACGUAUUGGAACUCCGGAAAUCCCUUCAAUAUUUUUCAAACUGAUGGUCGAAUCAUCAGAAACAACCAAGGCCCAAUUUUCCCCUCUGAUUUUAACUCGACCCGACUGCGGAAAUUGGUUGUUGAUGAUGAUGGGAACCUCAAGAUUUUCAGCUUCAACUCCAAUCUCCAGCGGUGGGGUGUGGUUUGGCAAGCGCACGUUGAGUUGUGUCAGAUUUAUGCAACUUGUGGCCCGAACUCCAUUUGUAUGAGUGGUGGCAGCUACAAUUCCACCUACUGCGUCUGCCCUCCGGGAUUCAUCCCGGAUUCUCGCGGCGGAGCACGGCAAGGAUGCCACCGGAAACUCAAGGUAUCAAAGAAAGUCAAGUUUCUUCCGCUCGAUUUUGUGACUUUCAGAGGUGGGGUUAGAGAAAUUUCCUUGCAAGUCAUGAAUAUUUCGAUGUGUGAAGCGAAUUGCGUGAAGAAUGCGAGCUGCGUUGGGUAUACGUUCAGUUUCGAUGGAAGCGCUGUGUGUGCGCUUCAGUUAGACAUUUUGUCGAACGGGUUGUGGUCGCCCGGGAUGAAGAAAGCUGCCUUUGUGAAGGUCGAAAAUUCGGAAACUGAUCGCUCAAACUUCACCGGAAUGAUGUACAGACUCGAAUCGACGUGUCCGGUUCACAUCACCCUCCGCCCGCCGCCGGAAGAUAAAGACAACACCACCAGAAACGUACUGAUAAUCAUCUCCAUAUUCGUGGCGGAACUAAUUUCGGGGGCGGUUUUCUUCUGUGCAUUCUUGAAGAGAUUCGUAAAAUACAGAGACAUGGCUCGCACGCUCGGUCUGGAGUCGCUCCCCGCCGGCGGGCCGAAGCGGUUCACCUACGCCGAGCUGAAAACUGCCACCAACGACUUCUCGAACUCCAUCGGAAGAGGCGGAUUCGGCGAGGUCUUCAAAGGGGAGUUGCCGGAUAAACGCGUGGUCGCCGUCAAGUGUUUGAAAAACGUUGCCGGCGGCGACGGCGACUUCUGGUCAGAGGUCACCAUCAUCGCCCGAAUGCACCACCUCAACUUGCUCCGAUUGUGGGGAUUCUGCGCCGAAAAGGGUCAAAGAAUGCUGGUCUACGAGUACAUCCCCAAUGGAUCUCUCGACAAAUUCCUGUUCAUCAAACCGCAGCCCUCUGAUUCGGAGACGGACGCAACAGAGACGGCCGGAGAAAACCCCUCACUCGAUUGGAGCGUCCGGUACCGAAUCGCCAUAGGAGUGGCCAGAGCAAUCGCGUAUCUGCACGAGGAAUGUCUGGAGUGGGUGUUACAUCGAGACAUAAAACCCGAAAACAUCCUUCUGGACAACGAUUUCUGCCCGAAACUAUCGGAUUUCGGGCUGUCGAAACUGAGGAAAAACGACGAGACGGCGGUGAGCAUGUCUCGGAUCAGAGGGACGCCGGGUUACGUGGCGCCGGAGCUGGUGAAAUUGGGUUCGAAUUCAAUAACGACGAAGGCCGACGUGUACAGCUUCGGAAUGGUGCUGCUGGAGAUCAUCAGCGGGACGAGGAACUUCGAGACGAAAAGAUCGACGGUGGAGAGCGCGGAUUGGUACUUUCCGGGAUGGGCGUUCGAGAAAGCGUUCGUGGAGGAGAAGAUCGAAGAGAUUCUAGACCGUCGGAUUAGGAAUGAGUACGACAGCGGAUCCCAUUUUGCUAUGGUAAAUCGUAUGGUUUCAACGGCGAUGUGGUGCCUUCAGAACCAGCCGGAGAUGCGGCCGCCGAUGGGGAAAGUCGUGAAGAUGUUGGAAGGAAAGCUCGAAAUUCCUCCCCCGGAUAAGCCCUCCAUUUACUUCUUGUCAGAACCCCAAAAUUAAUUAUUUUUCAAUUACAACUAAUUUCUAAAUCUUAUCUUAUUACUUUAUCAAACAAAGAAAAAGUCCAAUCUUAUUGGAUAAAUGUAAAAUGCUUUUUUUUAGCGAGGUGGGAAAGACGACMUCUCAAUUUUAU